CGUCGUCGUCGUCGUCGUCGUCGUCGUCGUCGUCGUCGGCGUACUCUCUUCGUCAUUCUCUGGGGCGUAGCCUCCGCACAGCUUGGAUGGGCGGUCGGUUUUCGCCUCUUGAUAGGUUACAGGGGCUCCUCCCUCCUCCCUCCUCCGCGUACGAGGGGGUCCACUUGGUCGGCCUCCGAACAUGCUGGAGGUUCUCCGAAAAAACAUGUGGCCAUCUCCUACACCGAGAGCGCCCGGGAACCUUUGAGAACCUCCAAGAUCUUCCGAUCAUCGCCGAGGACCUCCCGGAGACCGCCCCAGACACUGCGAGGACCUCCCCGCGCCCCGAUCCGAUGCCCUGCGAGCACGGCUUGCGCAAGGCCAACGAGGGGACCUAGAGGGUACCUUUCCUUCUUCGUGCUGGAGCGUUUAUCAUCGUGGGUAUCUGCGUAGGCCUUCGGCCUUCGGUGAGGGAGCCUAUGUUCUUGAUGGCAAGGUUACGUUUGUAGUAUCAUGCCGUCGCCUAUGGCGGCAGGAUGCAGCGGUCAGGGUCCGUCACCGACACCAAGCUCGGGUGCUCCGACGAGAUGGGCUGCAGCGCGCUGGUGGACAGCGGGACGUCGCUCCUUGCCGUUCCCAAGGAGGUCCUGAGCAAGAUUCAGAACCUCAUGACCGAGCUGGACGCGGAUUGCUCCAGGCUGCACGAGCUGCCCAACCUCGUCUUCGAGAUGGGAGGCGGGCUGCUCUCGCUGCCCCCGGACUCCUACAUGGCGGAGGUGAAGGGUGCCCCGCCGAAGAACCUCGCGAGCUUGAACCUCAUGAGGCUUGGUCCCGAGUUCCAGACCUCUGUGAACAGCACCCUCCUUCGUGAAGAGGAAGAAGCACCCAAGUGCAAGGUGCUGCUCAUGGAGUCCUACAUGGAAUCGGAGCAGGGGCCCGUCUGGGUGUUCGGGAUGCCGUUCUUCAGGAAGUACUACACCACCUUCGAGGUGGGCGAGGACCGGUCCUCGCGCGCGCUGCACAUCUCCGAGGCCAACGACGACUGCUUCCCCACGGAGCGCGCCUCGCUGGCCCGCAGCAGGCCGCACGCGGGGCGUGUCGUCGACAUCAGGCGCGUCCACGCGCCCGCAAUGCUCAAGAACUUCUCGGGCAGGGUGCGCCUGUGAGGGGCCUGGCGGCUGUGCGGGCGCCCCCGCCGCCGCAGGAGCCCGCCCACCCCUGGCGUUGCGCCCCUCCGCGGAGCCCCCCUCGCCUUGGCGCGGGGGGCGGCCCGCCGGUUUCGUGCCGGAGUGCCCUUGUGCGGCCGGGCGUUCCGAGAAAGCAGCGAGGUAGGGCGCGAGCGGCGCGGCCGCCGCCAGGCGCCCGGACAUCCGACGUGGUGAACAAGUCAAGAUGGAGGGUUAUCGUCGUUUUCGGCCUCCAGGUGCCCUCGUUGGGCCCCAGGACCA
Molecule: messenger RNA, 1427 nt
Organism: Prorocentrum cordatum
Lineage: Eukaryota; Dinophyceae; Prorocentrales; Prorocentraceae
Source: the annotation of a GenBank genome assembly